Linnemannia hyalina is the source of this 1254-nucleotide messenger RNA. Lineage: Eukaryota; Fungi; Mortierellomycota; Mortierellomycetes; Mortierellales; Mortierellaceae. The record is from the annotation of a GenBank genome assembly.
AUGCAAUUGAACCCCGGAAAGACCCUCCUUGAGGCGAUCGACAAGGCUAACAGCGACCUGCGCGAUCUUUCCCUCAAGAUCCACAGCCACCCAGAACUGGGUUACAAGGAGUUCUAUGCCCACAAGACCGUGACGGAUUUCAUGGCCGAGCGAGGAUUCCAUGUUACUCGUCAUGCCUGUGGGAUUGAAACUGCUUUUGUAGCAGAAUAUAUUCAUCAGGGGAGUAACCCUGUGGACCCUUCGCCUCUUCGGUCUGUUGGUUUCUGUUCUGAGUACGAUGCGUUGGCACUCGGUGGAAGCGGCGACAAGGUUGUCCUUGGGCAAGGAUGUGGCCACAACUUGAUCUGCACCGCGGGAGUGACAGCAGCGUUAGGUGUAAAGGCUGCGAUGGAGAAGCACAACAUUAGGGGCAGAGUGCGUCUCUUGGGCACCCCAGCAGAGGAGACAUUAGGAGGCAAGCGGCCUAUGUUGGAGAGGGGAGCGUUUGAUGGUUUGGACGCCUGUAUGAUGAUCCAUCCUGGUCAAUUCGAUGUUCUGUACCGUCAGCCUUUGGGUGUUGGGCGUCUUGAGAUUGAGUACCGUGGCAAGGCUGCCCAUGCCUCUGCUAGUCCCUGGGAAGGCAUUAAUGCGUUGGAUGCAAUUGCGAUGGCGUACAAUGCUAUCGGCCAGCUCCGUCAACAGACCCUGCCAACGAACCGCAUUCACUCCAUCGUCACUAAUGGCGGCCAGGCUGCCAACAUCAUCCCAGAUGUCGCGUCAAUGAUCACGCAAUACCGCGCAAACAAGAACGAAGACCUCAACAAACUGCAUGACCAACUCCUCGAGAUCUUCGAGGCCGCCGCAGAGGCCACAGGAUGCACCGUCACCGUCGAAAAGACAAUGGAAUACAUGCCCCUCCACAACAACUCCAUCCUCUCUGACCGUUACGGAAAAUACAUGACAUCCAUGGGUGUCCACUACAACUCUCGUCAAGUCGACGAAACCACCCCUGCGGGAUCGACUGAUAUGGGAAACGUCACCCAUGCCCUGCCAGGGAUCCAUCCGGUUUUCAAUAUUGCGAGUUUGGAGGGGGUUCGGGAGCCGGGUCUGUCAACACAUUCGUUGUUGUUUGCCGAGAGGUCUGGAACAGAAUUGGCGCACAAGACGAUGAUCCGCGCGGCCAAGGCGCUUUCAUUGACCGGGUUGGAUGUCCUCUUGGAUGGGGAGUUCACCAAGCAUGCUCGCGAUGAGUUUGAGAAAUCCAAGGAGCAGUAG